AUGCCGGCCCCACGUCCAGAGCUGGAGAACCCGCCGGAGGUGUUCUACAACGCCUCCGAGGCACGGAGGUACACUGUGAGCACACGUGUGCGCAAGAUUCAGCGGGACAUGACUCUGCGCGCGCUGGAGCUGCUCAACCUGCCAAAGGACGACGCGGCGGCAGCCGCCGGUGUGAAUAGCUCGGCCCUGCUGCUCGACAUAGGCAGUGGUAGCGGCUUGAGCGGGGACGUGCUCACGGAGCAGGGCCACGUGUGGAUGGGCGUCGAUAUCAGUCGUGACAUGCUGCGCAUUGCCAAGGAGGAUGAGCUGAGUUACUACGACGUGAGUGCGGCACAAAAGUCGGCGGAGACGGAGGAAGCGUGCCUGACAAGCAGUAACAAUGCCCGCUUCGACACCAGCCAUGUGAAAUGGGGCCUCAUCACUUCUGAGGAUGACCAAGAGGAGGUGAGCGAGUCUGAAGAGGGAAAAGGUGCUGACGGAGAUGAUGAUGACGGCGCGAGCAGUGACUUGUCUAGCAGGGCAGCGGCAGGUAGCGGCGCGGGUGGCGCGGCGUCAGGGCCGCGCAUGGUGGAGGUGCUUCAGAACGACAUUGGCGCCGGGCUGCCGUUUCGCCCUGGUACGUUCGACGGCUGCAUCUCCAUCUCGGUGCUGCAGUGGCUAUGCCACAGCACCAAGAGGGGCGAGGUGCCACAACGAAGGCUGAUGGCGCUCUUUCAGUCUCUCUACAAUGCGCUGCGUCGCGGCGCAAAGGCCAUCUUUCAGUUUUACCCCAGCAGCCCGGAGCAGGUGCACAUGAUUACGCGAGCUGCCAUGAAGUGCGGCUUCGACGGCGGCGUCGUCGUCGAUUUCCCCCACUCGGCGCGCGCCAAGAAGUACUACCUGGUGCUGCAGGCGGGUCAGGUGCAGGGUGGGUUUGUGCCGCCGCCGGCCCUGACAGGCGAGGUGGAGGGCGAUGGCGACGACGAUGACGACGGCAGCGAUGGCGACUCCGAGUACGAUGGCGAGGAGUACUACGGCAGCGGAGAGGACGACGACGAGGACGACGACAGACUCCAUAACCCGAAUAGCCGCAAACGUGUUCGCGUAGAAGGGCGGGACGCCCAUCACGGCAAGCGCGGCCGAGCUUCCUCUGCACACGGGCAGAAGCGCCGUCGCAAGGACAACCGCCCCGUCACCGGCACCCGCGAGUGGGUGUUGCUCAAGAAAGAGGAGAGGCGCCGGCGGGGUUAUCAGACCACCGCAGACACCAAGUACACGAUGCGACCGCGCAAGCCUCGGUUUUGA
Leishmania mexicana MHOM/GT/2001/U1103 is the source of this 1284-nucleotide messenger RNA. Its product is annotated as methyltransferase-like protein. Gene Ontology annotation, biological process: rRNA (guanine-N7)-methylation. Gene Ontology annotation, cellular component: nucleolus. Bases 1 to 1284 code for a protein of 427 amino acids. Lineage: Eukaryota; Euglenozoa; Kinetoplastea; Trypanosomatida; Trypanosomatidae. The record is from RefSeq and is a predicted model, not a curated record. Gene Ontology annotation, molecular function: rRNA (guanine) methyltransferase activity. The transcript has a single exon.